Molecule: messenger RNA, 5302 nt
Organism: Menidia menidia (Atlantic silverside)
Lineage: Eukaryota; Metazoa; Chordata; Actinopteri; Atheriniformes; Atherinopsidae
Source: the annotation of a GenBank genome assembly
AUGAGGUUUAAUGAGGGAUGGUACCUUGCUUUGCAGAGCAGAAGCCUGGAUCUUGAUGAAAUCUCAGUCUCCUCCUCAGCCCCACGCAAAGCUGCCGCAGGCAUGAAAGAGCAGCUGAGUGGAGGCUGCUCAUCUCACCUUUACCCGAACCCAGCAGCAACAGAGACAGAAGUUUCUGAAAACAGAGUGCCAUAUCAACAGCGAGUCCCCGGGUUUGUUUUCAACAGCCGCGCCAGCGUCACUCCACUUCCUGUGGAAGUCAGCUUCAAGUUGAUGAACAAAUAUGUACGAUCUCUGCCUGGCAAUGAACUUAAGACGGACAGGGUUCCAUGGCUCAACUGUAUGUAUGACUUAUUUGGUGUGGCCUGAUGGGAGGACAUUGUGGGUAGUACUUUCAUCAGGAUACCAGGAGAGUCAUCCCAUGCCCCCACUUUGGAGGGCCUGUCAGAAUGAAGAAGAUAAGCCUUAAGACCAUCCGCAAGUCCCUAAACAUAAAGGGCAAAGAGGAGGGUGACUUUGUCAUGCUCCAGCAGCCUUCGGUUACAACAGAGUUUUCUAAGGAGGAAUCACUCUUUGGCGGCUGCUACACCAAAGAGCUUUCGGGCUGUGAUUUUGGCAGUGAAGAUGAGAAGGGGGGCCAGAAUAAGAGUCGCUCAAAGAGUGAGGGCCUGAUGGGUUCUCUGAAGAGACGGCUGUCCGCUAAGCAAAAGGCAAAAGUGAAAGGCGGCUCUUCUGCUAUCUGUUCAGGGGAUGACGAUGACACCUUCUCAUCCUCCUCUGUCCCAAUAAGCUGCAAUGAAGUGAAAGCCCAGAGACCGCUGAGGUCCUCAUCUUUACGGAUUCACCAUUAUAGUCCUUCACCGUGGCCUCUGCGUUCAGUCAACUCUGAUGAGGCAUGCAUCAAGAUGGAAGUAAAGGUCAAAGCCAUGGUUCAUUCCCCUUCUCCAAGUCCUAACUUGAAUGGUGUUCGGAAAGAAUUUCACAAUUUCCAGAUGGAAGGGCUCUUUCAGGACCAAGCUGAGUCCUUAAAGAAUCUCCAGCAGCCCUCAAACGGGGAGCUGCAUCUAAACAUUGAUGAAAAUGACGUGCCUGUGGUGCUGGGGCUCACGCCCCAGGACUAUAUCCAGUACACAAUGCCUUUAGAUGAGGGAAUGUACCCGGAAGGGUCCCACUCCUAUGUAGACAGCUCCACACCCAUGGAAGUGGUGGCAGAGGCUGACAGCAGGUCCCUCCACACAGAGCAGGGUGCGGAUGAACAUGAACUGGUUAGCGGGAUGUCUCUGGAUUCCUUCAUGGACACCUCAGUUAACAGUAUUCUUAUUAGUUCUGCUGGUAUGAUGCUCCAAAGCUCCAGAGUUGAGGUCCCACCUCCUCUCUCCCCACUCCUGCCGCCCAUGUCAAGUAUUGGACAUAUUCCAAGGACUUUUUCAGGCUUCAGCUCCACAGACAGCCAGGUAGCCGAGAGGGUAAGACACCACCUCAACUUCGACCCAAAUUCAGCUCCUGGGGUCAGCCGUGUGUAUGACUCGGUCCAGAGCAGCGGGCCCAUGGUCGUGACCAGCCUGACAGAAGAGCUUAAGAAGCUCGCGAGGCAGGGCUGGUACUGGGGUCCCAUCACAAGGUGGGAGGCAGAGGAAAAGCUGGUCAACCUGGCAGAUGGAUCAUUCCUGGUCAGAGACAGCUCGGAUGACCGGUACCUGCUCAGCCUGAGCUUCAGGUCACAGGGCAAAACUCUCCACACCCGAAUUGAACACUCCAAUGGACGCUUCAGUUUCUACGAACAGCCCGAUGUGGAGGGACACACAUCGAUCGUUGAUUUAAUUGAACACUCUAUCAAAGACUCGGAGAACGGGGCUUUUUGUUAUUCCAGGUCUCGCCUACCAGGGUCUGCAACGUACCCGGUCAGACUAACCAACCCAGUAUCUCGGUUUAUGCAAGUGCGCUCCCUGCAGUAUCUGUGCCGCUUCGUCAUUAGGCAAUACACACGAAUAGACCUGAUCCAAAAGCUGCCCUUACCCAACAAGAUGAAAGAUUAUCUGCAGGAGAAGCACUACUAAGGACACACCAACAGGACAGUGGUAGCAAUUUGCACUUUUAUUUUCAGUUAAGAGAUUCAAGCAAGGUUUACAAACAACCCUCGGUUUUGAGAUGACCGGCUUUGGUAGCUCCCUUUUUGUCUCCUGGUGACCCUGUCACUGUUCAGUCAUCCAUUCCACUGUUGAAGGAUUUUUUUUGUUUAUUUUUUUCCGCUGGUAUUUUGAAGGCUUUACUUCUGGAAAUAUAGGCCAGCGCAUAACCAAUAGCAAAAAAUAAAUGAGAAAAACAACAACAGAGGUAUACAGCCAAGUAAUACAAGUUGAGUCCAUUAAGUGCAAACAUCAGGCACUUGUCAUGUAUGGAUAUUAACACUGUCCAGCUGUGCGAGUAGAGCAGAUAUUUCUAAUGGACCGAUCUGCAUUCAAGUUUGAUCAGUUGGAAAGAUACAACUCCUCUCUGUAUUUGGAAAGAAAGUGUUUGUAUCCACAAAAUUGUACAUUUUUAGAUGUUGCUACAUCUGAUUCCAGAGUCGACAGAGACUGAUUUUGAACAUCUUCUACCCUUCAGUUUACUAAAUGUCACUGUCAUUUUACAGACAUUCUACAGUCAUGAUCUCUGUUUGGUCAGACAAAAGUAAGGUGUUAUACAUCUGACGAUGGCUAACCUGCUUUUGUUGCUGUCGCUAUUCACAACAUGAUUGUGGUGUUCAGAAUUAGAUUGGCGCUGGCUUCUUUAAAUGUCUUUGCUGUGCUGAUACAAAUUAAGGACAAAAAGUAACAAAACAAAAAAAUAUAUAUAUUUUUUUUGUUAUAGUUUCUCUCACUAACCAAAGCACGACAUCAAACUGUUCAGAGCUAAGAAAGCUGUUUUUAAAAGAUGUCCAAAAUGUGCUAGCCUCUCCGGGGCUGCAUUAACUCAUUACCCAUUGUAUAAGCCUAAAGGUACUGAUAAUGCUGGAUUUCAAUCUUGUGCUGUUUGUAGAAAUGGCAACUUAAUGUGUAAACCUGUUCAAAAUAUGCUAACAUUUGAGUUUAGAUUUACUGCAUUGGAAAUGUUACAAAAAAAAGAAGAGAAAAAGGUGCACCUCAGCUCAGGCCGAACUCUUUCACCACCCGAUGUGCUUGUGUCUGCAUGUAGUAAAGGCUCUAAGGCCGCAGAGGGACCGAGUGAGAGAAGAUGUCAUGGCAAAAGAGGGCGGGGGGGGGGAGGUUGGCUGUGAUGUUGAAGCGCAGCUCUGUGUAAAAGGUUGUAAAAGGCUCAGCUUGAUUUAACUUUGGCAGCGCGCGCAGACAAAAUGCGCUCCCAGAUCUGAGCUGCCCUAAAACUGCGGAGUAGAUCUCCACUCAGUAGAGCUGAAAGCGAACGUAGGGAUGGCUGUUACUCAAUGCCCGCAGUCAGCUGGACACACAUGACUCCAAAGAGACGUUACCAGCUUAGGUCAACGAAUUUGGGAAAGCUCGGGACGAGGAGGGGACUCCGUAUCUGAUGUCAGGGUCUCGGCACGUGACGGUUCAGUCCCGGGCUGCAUGCCAUCGUUAGUAUUAUGUGACUUUAAAGGACUUUUAUUUUUAUUUUUAGCUUGUUUGGUUUCCAAUCACUUGCCCCCCCCACCCCCUUCCUACACUCCACAGAGCUGCACUAACCCCACACGUCAUCUCUCUACUGGGCCGUUUGUCCUGAAGUAAAGGGAAGAGCACACAGUAAGCUACGUAAGUGCUUUAUAUGGAUACUUGACAGGGAACCGUGUUUUUCACAUGACAAAUGAGCAUCCUCUCAGAUAUCAGUGUCCUUAAAGUAUUUGGAAAUUAAUGGUCUCGGGCGACUUUGGUAGGAUUGUUGAAGUGUAGUUGUAGUUGUAGUUAGCUGGAAAUAAAGGCGUCCGUUGGAGUUACUAUGAAUCUAGCACAGCAGAAUUAGAUAGGAAUUAAGAACGGUGUUGCAUGUUUAAAGACUUUGCAUUUAAAAAGCUUUGAGUUGUAUAGGAAUGAAGGAUUUAGGCUGUGUGUUUGGGCUGUGUAGAGAGUUGUUUUUAUUUCACAAACACAGGCUGGACAUUCUAUGUACAAGAAAUGUAUUUUUGUUUUUAGUUCUUUUGAAAUUUUCUUAUUUUUGUUUCGUGGCGUUUGCUAUCUGGGGGAUGGGGCUGUACAAAAGGAAUGUACUCUUUGUGGAGGUAUCCAUUUUAUCUUCUUGCAGACCAGUUUAAGACAGCGCGGGGAACAUAAGAAAAGACAUUCACACAUUAUUUGCACUUGAACAUUUUUGACAUGCUUGGAUACUCUCCCGCCUACAGUUGUCCCUCAGAUGGUGGAUUUUGUCCUUGUGUAUUCAUGUGACUGUAAGAUUAAAUCAAGAUGACUUUGUUUAGUUCUUUUUCAUAUCUGUGGGAUUUAAAGGGUAAGGCACCAGCAUCAUUUCAAAGCCUUUUGCUAAUGCUAAAUGUUUGUCAAGGUUUGGGAUCAUGGCAAGAAUGUGGAUGUAAAUUAAUUUUUUUCCCCUCUUUUUUUUUGUGUGUGGAUGUGUUUCAGUUGAAAUGUGAACUUAAAGUAAGUCUUUUCUUUAAAUACAAUGUUUUUUUUAAACUGCAUUUCCAUUCGGUUUGGGAAGUUUCAUUGAAUUUCUGACCAGCAGCUAGUUUCAUGUGGUGCGCUGCAGUGAGUGGUCAAAAUAAGAGUUCCUUAUCAAGCAUUGCCUUCAACGUUUGAUUCCAGAGGUUGACGCUUGUUCAGAGUAAUAACAGCUGUAAAGCACUUAACAAGCUCCAACUUUCUUUCGUGCAUCUCGGUGAGUGAAGGUAAUUGUUUACAACAUUAUGCUUGGACUUGUCCCUCCCCUUUUUGUCUACCCUCUCUCACAUGAAAGUCUUGGUACAAUUAGAAGAUUUCCUUUGAUGUGUUUUACACAUUUGUGCUGCUUAUGGAUAUGAUUGCCUUUCUUGUAUUUAACAAUGGGAAAUAGAAUGUCACCGAUGUAGAUGUAUGUACACAUAAUGACUUUGGUUAUCAUCUUGGGAGAGCGAAGCAGAUUUGCAAUUUGUUAACGACUGUAGUCGGUUAAAAGAGAAUGAGUAGCGAUUAGCAGAACCUCUGUAGAAUUACCAGUUCACUCCAGUUUACAUUGGUUGUCAACUUUCCAAAAUAGAUGUUUUGUUUCUUUUAAAAAAAUAUUUUCUUUUGGGAAAAAAAAAAUCAACAGUGAUUUAUUGCACAUUUUGGAUACAGUUCAAGAGUUUUUUGUAUCUGCCAAUUAUAAAUUAUAAAUAAAA